CAAGCUGUCCCUGUCUCUGAUUUCGCUAUUAGCGAUAAAGCCCAUACUCUCCCGCCACAGCUCCUUCUAGCCCUAACGGCAACCAUCCCACCCGCUGGCUACUCGAUCUUUGCAAAUCCCACAACUCAGGCAAUCCAUAUCUUACUCUUUUUUUCCACUCUUCUACACCUAUCUCUUUCCAAAACCCUAGGGAAAACCUUAAAACUUCCAGCCAGAAUGAGCUACGCAGCCUUCAAGAUUAUGCACUGGGCCACAGGUAUCGAGAACUGUGCCUCCGGAUUCAUCACUUACUCCCCAGCGGAGUUAACUGCUCAAAUCCCGCCCAUCCAGGCCGUCGAUCUCGAUUCGGAGUGGCCAGCGAAGAGGGGGAUCGGUCCCGUACCUAAUGUCGUCGUUACCGCCGCCAACGUCCUCGAGCUCUACACUGUUAGGGUUCAAGAAGACGAUGGCAGAUCCUCACAGGUUUCCAGCGAGCCGCGGAACGGAACCGUCAUGGAUGGCCUCUCUGGUGCUCGCCUUGAACUUGCUUGCCAUUACAGAUUGCAUGGAAACAUUGAAUCAAUGGUGGUCUUAUCUUCCGGAGGAGACGAACGUAGCAGAAGGAGAGAUUCAAUUUUGUUGUCAUUCAAAGAUGCAAAGAUAACGGUGCUAGAAUUCGAUGAUUCAGCCCACGAAUUGCGCACUAGUUCCAUGCACUGUUUUGAGGGGCCAGAUUGGCAUUACUUGAAAAGAGGAAGAGAGUCAUUUUCAAGUGGUCCUACCAUGAAGGUUGAUCCUAUGGGCCGUUGUGCUGGUGCACUUGUGUACGGUCUUCAGAUGGUUAUUAUGACGGCUGCUCAGGCAGGACAAGGAUUAGCUGUAGAUGAUGAACCUUCAAAUAUAGGUGCAGGUGCUGCUGUUCGCAUUGAGUCUUCUUACAUAAUAAACUUACGAGAUUUAGACAUGAAGCAUGUGAAAGAUUUUACAUUUGUUCAUGGGUACAUAGAACCUGUCAUGGUUAUACUUCAGGAAAAGGAGCCCACAUGGGCUGGGCGUAUCACAUGGAAGCAUCACACGUGCAUGAUAUCAGCAUUAAGUAUUAGCACAACGUUGAAACAGCAUCCGCUAAUUUGGUCCGCUGCUAAUCUUCCGCAUGAUGCUUACAAGCUCCUUCCAGUGCCUUCUCCCAUUGGCGGCGUGCUGGUGAUUUGUGCUAAUAGCAUUCACUAUCAUAGUCAGUCAGUAUCUCGUUCACUUGGUCUUAACAGUUUCUCUGCUCAGCCGGAAAGCAGCAUGGACAUGCCAAAAUCAAAUUUCACUGUGGAGCUUGAUGCUGCAAAUGCCACAUGGUUGUCACAUGAUGUUGCUAUGUUUUCAUCAAAAACGGGAGAACUACUAAUUCUGACGUUGGUGAAUGAUGGAAGAGUUGUGCAACGGCUUGAUCUUAUAAAAUCUAAAGCUUCAGUGCUGACUUCAGCAAUUACAGGGGUUGGGUGUUCAUUCUUUUUCUUGGGCAGUCGUCUGGGAGACAGUCUUCUCAUACAAUAUAGUAGCGGAACUUCGUUAGCAAUGUCCAUACAUGCGAAUGAAGAAGUUAUGGAUGUUGACGGUGAUGUCCCACUGGCAAAAAAAUUAAGAAGGAUGUCAUCUGAUUCUCUGCAAGAUUUUUCUAGUUGCGAGGAGCUUUCGUUGUUUUCUACGACUCCAAAUAGCUCAGAAUCAACACAGAAGUUUUUCACAUUUGCAGUUAGGGAUUCCUUGAUUAAUGUGGGUCCAUUAAAGGAUUUUGCUUAUGGGUUGAGGAUAAAUGCUGAUUCGAAUGCUACUGGAAUUAGUAAACAGAGCAACUAUGAAUUGGUGUGCGCUUCUGGUCAUGGAAAGAAUGGGGCUAUUUGUGUGAUGCAAAAUUCGAUUCGACCUGACUUGAUAACUGAGUGGGUCGGGUGUGACAUGAGAUGCUGCCUACAAAAGUUUUAUGCGCCUGGUUCGCACGACUUUGCUACACUGCACAGGUUGCAUACCCCAAGGGAAGAAGAUUACAGAAGAGGUGAUGAGAAAGUGCAGAACUCUACAACUUUCUUAUAUUCCACUCGUCCCUUUGCCACAGUGAAGGAUUACAAAUCCUUUCUGCCAUGUGAGAAUCUUUCCAGGCCUGUGCUUCCACUUGAUCUUGACAAAGGGAAUUUGUUAGCUUCUUAG
Molecule: messenger RNA, 2178 nt
Organism: Phalaenopsis equestris
Lineage: Eukaryota; Viridiplantae; Streptophyta; Magnoliopsida; Asparagales; Orchidaceae
Product: cleavage and polyadenylation specificity factor subunit 1-like
Exons: 15
Coding region: 217-2178 (653 amino acids)
Cellular component (GO): nucleus
Molecular function (GO): protein binding
Source: RefSeq, a predicted model, not a curated record